Messenger RNA from Pestalotiopsis fici W106-1, 1080 nucleotides. RefSeq lists its product as uncharacterized. The coding region runs from base 1 to 1080 and encodes 359 amino acids. NCBI's taxonomy places the organism in Eukaryota, Fungi, Ascomycota, Sordariomycetes, Amphisphaeriales, Sporocadaceae. The transcript has a single exon. The record is from RefSeq and is a predicted model, not a curated record.
AUGCCUCGUUGCACAAUAUCACGCGUUCUCGGGCUGGUCCCACUAACCUGGGUUUGUCUCGUGGCAACGUGGUUCUUCUUCCCGUCGCCGUCAGUGCCCACCUCACAGCGCGACGAGUACAUUCAAACCAAUCUUCGACUCGGCGGCGAACUGAGUACUAUUGUUGAAUACUCAAAGUCGUUCAAAUUCGGUGGGAAUCGCGGCUCACGCGAAUGUUCGGAGUGCGAUGGCAUCAUCCUUGAUUGGCGGCUGGAGAGCCACCGGACCACCGACAGUCUGCUCCUGCAUCUGGGCGAGGCUCGCAUCAACCUCACUGAAGCUACGCUAGCUGGGCCCAAGGCGGCACAGCCUGCAGAGGAACAGGUUGCAUACCUCAGCGAACCUUUCAAGGCCAGGGUACGUGCCGGUUCAAUUGACCACGUUACCGUCUUGCCUUGGUUCAGAUGGACGGACAAGAUCCUCAUCAACUGGAUCAUGUACAGAAAUCACGAAGACCUCGAAUUGAGACUCUUUAGCCCUACACCAGGGGUUGUGGAAGUGUGGAAGGAUAUCGCCAUGUGGGAGACUUGGAAGGCUGGCGUGCCGGUCCGCGACACCGAGCGCGAUGUUGGCCUCCUUGCCAGCUUCUCUCACCUGCAGACAGUCCAAUUCACCGGCGCAGAAGCCCUGAGAGCCAAUGCGGUCCAUACAGAGAUUGCACAUGUCCAGGGCCAGCUGCCCUCCAAGACUUGGCCAAUCCGUUCCAUCAUUGCUGGCCCGCUCUACGUGCCAACUUUUAUGUUUUCGCUGCUCAUCUGGAGCUUCACUUUCGAAAUGGUGCCCUUGACCAUUGUACUGGCAUUCCAGAUGAUUUGCAUACUGGCCAUCUUUGCCCGGGCCGAUCGACUCACGAUCUCACCUCGUCAAUGCUUCUGCAGGGACCGCAAGAAGAGGAAUCAGCAACACGGCAUUUGGGGUGCUGCUGGGCCCAUAGCCGACGAAGAAAAUGGACUCCUGGCCCUGAGACCAAAGAAACCCUUGGCAAUGCCAUCCAUUUCGAAGCCGUCGAGGUCGCGAGCCCCUGUGUUCGACAAGAUGUGA